Messenger RNA from Orussus abietinus, 12167 nucleotides. RefSeq names its product insulin-like receptor (gene InR-2). Gene Ontology annotation, cellular component: insulin receptor complex; axon; membrane. Lineage: Eukaryota; Metazoa; Arthropoda; Insecta; Hymenoptera; Orussidae. Gene Ontology annotation, molecular function: insulin receptor activity; insulin receptor substrate binding; ATP binding. Gene Ontology annotation, biological process: positive regulation of kinase activity; multicellular organism development; protein phosphorylation. The transcript is spliced from 12 exons. The record is from RefSeq and is a predicted model, not a curated record. Bases 1731 to 6779 code for a protein of 1682 amino acids.
UACACGGCCGCGCCGCCCGGACCGACGACAGGCCAUCGAGCGAGAAGAAAGAAGACGCGAGGCCCCCGCCCGCGCGUCCUGGCCUGCCGUGGAACCGCUGACUACCCGCGGAGUCACUCACGGGACGAGCGAUCGGUUUUUGUUAUUGCCAUUUACCUCUCUCGCGGUAACUCGGCCAACACUCGUCGUACGUAUCUGCGCGACAGUUGUUUUUCAUUUGUUUACGAAUCCGAGGCGAGCGCCCGCGCGAGCGGUACCUCUGACGGGAAUGCGUCUCGGGCGGACGGACGCCGCCGUCCCUUGGGACUGAACGGGUUCGACGUAGCGUAUCGUCCCCGGGUUUUUCUCUCGAGGUCGUCGAAAUCAAAACAAGGCUUCGUGCCACUGAGCUCGAAGGGGUGGGGAUGGAUCUGGAUUUAAAUGUUAAGAAAUGAGGCGUUUGAAUACAUUGGGCACGAGUGCGUUACGAGUUGAAUGCUGGUCGCCGUGAAAGUUCCCACUCGCGUGAACAAGUAUUUACCUGCUUUUAUUUGUUGUGAUAUAGAAUACCAUUUUAGUAUGGAAGCACUUUUUGUGCUCGUCGAGCUUGUCAAUUAACGUGGAACGUCCGUUUUAACAUAUUCUGUUCGGUUGGUUAUGGCUCUUGUCAUUUGUGUACAUGAAAUUUUUAUCUGUAUUUUGAGGUUUCAAACAACAAUGUUUUUAAGGCAAUCCGGAGUGAAUGCGUGGAAAGUUAUUCCUCAAUUUUGUAGCCAGAUGAUUCAAAUUCGGAGAUACCAGAUUUCAACGCCGAUGAAACAAAUUAAAUGCAAGGGAGACAAAUUGCGGUCGUCACAAUAUAAGUGUCGCAGAAAGUCCUGUACAAAUUAUUCUCGGUCGUUGAUCUAACAAUGUUAUGACGGCGAUGAAUAUGAAUUCACCAACCAUGUGCGACAUUGUUGUGUCAAAAGUAAAGCUUGGCUGACGUUUUGGUUCCUAAAGUGAGAUGGUUGUAUCGACGAAGAAAACCAUUUCAAAGAAUUCCUAGAUCAACGCCGUUGUUUAUGUGAAGUAAUUACACAUGUUUCCGAUAAAGGAAGAAGCAGAAGGAUAAAAUAUAUUUAUGUUGACAGUGACAGACAUUUUGUUCAGAUAAAAUAAUAAGUACAAGAUGCAUACUUAUGCAGAUUUGCACGGAUAAGGUGAAAAGUCAAAUUAAAUAAAAUCCUAUCUGAUGCACGAAAAACUUGCUUUGAAGAAGAACGUUUGAAUUCAAAAAGUCAUACGGAACAAUAACGUAGACCUGCCUGGUCUUUGAACAUUUUGGAUCCUACUGUGCAUAAUGUCUCAAGUCUGAUGUUAAGUAAUCUUAUCAAAGCAAAUUGCUGCUCUGAAAGAUCUUGUUGAUACUCUUGUAAUGCUUGAGGUUGGUGCCCUUUUUAACCUCAAAUGUGUACUUCAAAUAUUGAUAUCCAUUUAAAUCAUCAGCAGUGCCAUUAGAACGUUUUUGCAUAAAUUGGUACUUGCGUGUCCGGAUCAGUGAUGGUCUCAAUUUCACAAGCUUUGAAAUGACCCUGAUGAAAGGCCUCUGUGUCGACGCCCUUUUUGGCACUGCUAAGCUUCCAUUUUACGGUCUCAAUAGCUGCACACAGAGCACUCCUGGAAUGGCUAAUAUGUCUCAUCAUGCUAAAGAAAGUUAAAGUGCUUUCAGCAAAACGCUUUUACAAAAUUUAUCUAUAAACAUAUUGAGAAUGAAGCCGUGUGAAUCAAUCGGCAGCCCUGUGGCUGUUAACUGGGACGCUUGUUCGGCACCCAAUUAUGACACUCCUAUAAAACCAGCUGAUGACGGUGAAAAUUACAGCUGCAGUAAUUGUCUGGCACUGCAAGUCAAAGUCACAGAAGACUUUGUGGACUCUGAAUUUUUACAGUGUGACAUUUGCAAGAGAUUGCGGAACUCAGCGGAAAACCAUGAGGAGGGAUGCAACGAGGUCAGUUAUAGGCAGGGUUAUCUUCAAAGACUUUUCCCUGCUUUUAGCAGUGGUAAAAUUGGCUCAACUUGCCGAAGAGACAGUGUCGACGAAGGUCGCUGGUUAAGGUGUGCUUCCAGUGUGGUGCGAUGGACUCAAGGGAAAAGAAGGAUGCCAUGGCAAAUAUUGAUUUGGCUCACAGCUAUGGUGCUGCUGACUUUAGCUGCACCUUGUGUCAUCGCGGAUUCUCAAAACUCCAUCCUUGCAAACACUUCGGUGGCAAACACUUUUAACAAAACUGUGUGCCAAAGCGUAGACAUAAGAAAUAACGUGAAUCAAUUCUCAAGACUGGAUGGUUGCAGAGUCGUCGAAGGGUUUGUGCAGAUCCUGCUUAUCGAUAAUGCAGACGAUCAGUCCUAUGCGAAUCUUACGUUCCCUAACCUUGUUGAAAUUACUGGAUAUCUUAUCCUGUACAGAGUAUAUGGUCUACAAAGCAUCGGUCAUUUGUUUCCUAAUCUGGCAGUGAUCCGUGGUCACUCACUAUUUUUCAAUUAUGCUCUAGUAGUCUUUGAGAUGAUGCAUUUGCAGGAAAUUGGUCUCUACUCUUUGACAGAUAUUUUACGUGGUUCCGUGCGCUUCGAAAAGAAUCCAGUUCUCUGUAAUGCCGAUACAAUCGAUUGGGACAUCAUCGCCAAGGCUGGCAAAGGAGAACAUGUCAUUUCGUCUAACAAACCGAAAAAUGUAUGUCCCGUCUGUGAGAAACACUGCCCUACGAGACUGACGAAGCCCGACGAAACUCUUUGUUGGAACAGGCAACACUGCCAGCGACUUUGCGACAGAAAGUGUGGUGAUAAAGUGUGUAGCAAAACAAACGAGUGCUGUCACCCUUCCUGCAUAGGUGGAUGCACGGGGAAGGACUCGAAUAGCUGCAUAGCCUGUAGAGAAUUGGUCUUACCGAGUAACGUGUGCGUACCCCAAUGUCCAAGUGGCACCUACGAGUACUUGAACAGACGUUGCGUUCAAGCGGACGAGUGCCGGCGUAUGAAGAGACCGCGCGAGGCAUCUAUGGUAAAAGAAUUCCCGUACAAACCGUUCAACAACACCUGCGUGAUGGAGUGCCCGGCAGGUUACAUGGACGAUGGCGUCGACGCUAGAGCCUCCUGCAAGAAGUGCGACGGACCUUGUUUGAAGAAAUGCGCGGGCACGAGUGUGGACAGCAUCGCGUCCGCGCAAAGGUUGCGUGGCUGCACGCAUAUCGUUGGCAGCCUGGAAAUACAAAUCCGUGGUGGCAAGAACAUCGUUAAAGAGCUGGAGGACAGCUUAAGUAUGAUAGAAGAGAUCGAUGGCUACCUCAAGAUCGUCCGGUGUUUCCCGUUGAUAUCCCUGAAUUUCCUCAAGAACCUCAAAAUCAUUCGCGGUAACUCACUGGACAAUUCGAAGUACACCCUAGCUGUGCUGGACAACCAGAAUCUUCAAGAGCUCUGGGAUUGGGACUCUAGUAAGAAGAUCAAGAUCCUGUCCAAGGACGGCCCUGCCAAGAUCUUCUUCCACUUCAACCCGAAGCUUUGCCUGAAGAAGAUCGAGAAAUUGAGGGAGGUGGCCGGUCUCCAAGAGUUCACUGAUCUGGACGUGGCACCCAACAGCAACGGAGAUAAAGUUGCCUGCGACGUUACGGAGCUCGUCACUCGAAUCACCAGAAUCAACACAGCGGCUGCGCUGAUAGAGUGGGACGCGUUCGAGCACCACGACCCCAGGUCCUUGUUGGGGUACGUGGUGUACGUUAUCGAGGCUCCUACUCAGAACGUUACCAUGUACGAUGGGCGAGAUGCUUGUGGAGGCGAUGGGUGGAGGGUCGACGACGUGUCCUCUUCUUCGACCUCGACGAGCAACCAGUCGGUAAUCAAUAAUGCGAACAAAACCACCAUUGAGACAAAGUCCAUCGUUACGCAUAUCCUCACCUUGCUGAAUCCGUACACGCAAUACGCGUUCUAUGUGAAGACCUAUACGAUUGCCACCGAGAGAUCCGGGGCGCUGAGCAAAGUCAAGUAUUUCACGACUUUGCCCGGCACACCCAGCGCCCCUAGAGCGCUCUCUACCUGGAGUAACUCCAGCAGCGAACUCGUUAUGUCCUGGUCCCCACCUUUGCAUAAAAAUGGAAAUCUCACCCACUAUAGAAUCGUUGGUAGGUGGGAGAAAGAUGAUUCCAAUUUCUUGGAGCAAAGGGACUACUGCAAUGAGCCUAUGCUACUACCUGAGAAGAAACCCAUGUCCGUCAUGGUGGAGGAGGAGCGAAAGAAGGCAGAGGCCGAAAAGGAGCUGAUCAAGAUACCGGAAACAGCUACCUGCGAAUGUAGCGAUAGUAAAUCUGAUCCCCUGAUUAGAGAAAAGGAGGUAUCCAGCUCGAUCGCUUUUGAAGACGCUCUGCACAAUCAGGUGUACGUUAAACGUAUCAGCUCUCGAAGGAGACGCGACACGCGAGAAUCGAGGGCUCUUAAUGCUGUUACCCAUGAGAGCAACGCUCAUGUUAAUUCACAGGACAAGAAAAAUGGGAUGGACGUGAUCAAGAAUGGUAGCUACGUGAUCUUUGAGAGAAAUGUUUCCAGCUCUAGUUUCACUUUCGUCAUGAAGGAGUUGCGACAUUUUGCGGCGUACAACAUCGAGGUCCUGGCGUGCCGAGAAAGAAUUCCCGAUGAUGCCCAAGACAAGCCUUGUUCUACCAAGAGCAUGAGAACUUACAGGACGUUGCCUUUAGAGAGCGCCGAUGACAUCCCACCAGAGUCUUUCCAAAUGAACCUUCUGGGCGGAAACAAUAGCCUCACCACCGUUAAGCUGCAAUGGAAGGAGCCACCGCAACCGAACGGACUAAUUGUAGCAUACCAAAUAGAGUACAAAAGAGUGGAUAUAAAAAAUAUCAAGGGAACGGUGGUCUGCAUAACUAGGCGUGACUUCGUCACCUCCGAAAAUACGUAUCUUCUGAAAGACCUAUCACCCGGCAAUUAUUCCGUCAAAGUCAGAGCCACGAGUCUAGCAGGAAAUGGAGCGUACACGAACGUUAGGUACUUCUACAUAGAAGAGUACAACACCACCGGGAAGUUUUGGAUUAUGUUUUGGUCCAUUGGCUUCAUCGUCAUCGUCAUACUCCCAUUAAUCGUAUUCUACGUAUAUAAACGCAAAUUGAUGCGCAACGUACCCAGCAUGCGACUGAUCGCGACCGUAAAUCCGGAGUAUGUCAGCACGGCUUACGUCCCGGAUGAAUGGGAAGUUCCUCGAAAGAAGAUCCAGUUAUUACGCGAACUAGGGAACGGCUCGUUCGGAAUGGUUUACGAAGGAAUUGCCAAAGAUGUGGUCAAGGGUAAACCGGAGGUUCGGUGUGCGGUCAAGACUGUAAACGAAAAUGCUACGGAUCGUGAGCGUAUAGAAUUCCUAAAUGAAGCGUCCGUCAUGAAGGCUUUCAACACCCAUCAUGUAGUCCGAUUAUUAGGCGUGGUGUCCCAAGGUCAACCAACGCUGGUCGUUAUGGAGUUAAUGGUGAACGGCGAUUUGAAGACCUACCUGCGGAGCCAUCGUCCCGAUGUAUGCGAGAACAUUUUGCGACAACCACCUACGCUGAAGCGAAUUCUUCAGAUGGCAAUCGAAAUCGCCGAUGGCAUGGCUUAUUUGGCAGCGAAGAAAUUCGUUCACAGAGACCUGGCCGCUCGUAAUUGCAUGGUGGCCGAGGACUUGACGGUGAAAAUUGGCGAUUUCGGAAUGACGCGAGACAUCUACGAGACGGAUUAUUAUCGAAAAGGUACAAAGGGCCUCCUGCCCGUCAGAUGGAUGGCCCCUGAGAGUCUGAAGGAUGGAUUGUUCACAAGUUACUCCGAUGUCUGGAGUUACGGAGUCGUCCUUUGGGAAAUGGUCACCCUGGCCUCGCAGCCGUAUCAAGGCUUGUCGAAUGACCAGGUACUGCGAUAUGUAAUCGAUGGUGGCGUAAUGGAGCGGCCGGAGAAUUGUCCCGAUUCCCUUUACACGUUGAUGCGUCGCACCUGGAAUCAUAAAGCCUCGAAGCGACCCACCUUCAUCGACAUCGCUACUAUGCUUUUGCAGGAAAUCAACGUCGCUCCUUUUGAAAGAGUGAGCUUCUACCACAGUCCGGACGGCGUUGAGGCGAGAAAUCAAAAUAGCCAACAUUCACCACAGACCGACAAGGACUUCGAGAUAGUGACGCUCCACGAAUUGCGAGAGGACGAGGCCGAGGCCGAGGGCGACGAAGACUCUCCUCUGCGCCGAGACUUUGGCGACUUUGCGAGCUUCGAGCCCACUUCCAUAAAGAGCAACUCGACCCCAAGGUACGGCAGCGAGCUGUACGGCGAGAACUCGAAGAUCCCCUCGGCCUUCCACGACCUGCCCUCGUCCAAGAUCCCCCUUAAGGCUGGCUUCGAAGACUUCGACGACGUAUCGGCGGAGUCGAUGAGCUCCAGCAAGGACACCUUGAAUCUGCCAUUCGCCGAGGACAGCCUGAAGUCCGUCAAGAGCUCUCCCUUUUCUGAGAGGAAGACUCCUUCCCGGAGCAACGCCAGCCUGGCCUCGACCGCGAAAUCCACGAGUCCUAGGAGCAUGACGAAGUCCGCUUUCCCGGAGAGUCCCGAAGCUCCCAAACCUCGAGGGAACUCCGACUAUGAGAACAGGAGUCCGGAACGCGUGUCCUUGAACGCGAAGAACGCCUCCACGCGGAUCGAAAUCGUCGACAUCAACGACGUCGUCGUAGACGAUCAGAAAGAGAAGUCUCCCGUCGAGUACGUAAAUAGAUCCGAGACUCUUAACAAUGGUUACAUCGGAGGUGCGACCACGUAGUCCUGACGGUUCGCGGGAACGUAUUCCCUGCGACGCGGAGCGGGCCAGAGAGUCCUUUGAACUUUUCUCACUCGUGUCGUUUGCGAUGCGAAAAGGGAAAUUGCGCAACGGCGGGGCAACAUCGGUUUGAGUUGUGUCACGUUCGAUCGGUGACUCCGCGAACAACAUUGGUGUCCGAUCGACGAUAAAAGAGAGCCGAACUUUUACUGUAGUCGGUGUUCGUAGAGCUUGCGAAACGAAGGCAGUAUUCACAUGUACGAUCGACACGAGCGGCCGUCAACACCAACCAACAUGGCGGCUCGCGUUUAUAUUUUGCAUCCCUAUCGGAGGUUUUUAUACCCGAGUGCGUGCCAUCCCUGAUAGUCAUUCCCGGUCGCAAUGACUGGUACGAUUUCGAUCAGUAAAUCAAUGAUUAUGCCGGGGCAGCGAGAUAAAAAUUCUGUAAAAAUUCACCCUCUUUUUCACGGUAAGAGGAUGGUCCGUUCAAGCUGUAGCUCGACGAUGAAUGGUUAACCACAACGACGACGACAACGACAAACCGAUGCUGCCUGUUCUUUUCUCCACUACUAGUGUAAAUUAUAUACCCAGUUUAUAUACAUAUACAUAUAUAUACACAUACAAUGUAUAUAUGUAUGUGUAUAUUUAUAUAAUUGUAAGAGCCUGAGAUGAGCUAAGUGCUGAAUCGUAUGGGGAGUCUAAUUGCAGCGAUGCUUGUGCCGUUUAUUUAACGUCGCUUGUCUUUUAGAGGCGUUUCGGUUUUACGGUCUUUGACGAAAUUGCCGUUCGCUACGUGCGAGGGCAGCGAUACGGAAACCAAGGGACAAAUGCGAAUGGCGACCCGAACUGGGGAAAAGUUGCCUCGAAAUUGAGACCGCUUUCCUGUACAGUCAUUACCUAGGGCGAAUAUAAUUGGCCGGGAUCGGAUGAAGUUGACCGGCCAAAAUGCACGUUUCUUCAUCGGCAUUAGCGUGGAGCUUUUGAACGAGGGCGUCGUUUGCAAUCUAUGCAAUUCUAGCCGAUCCUUAGUUCAAGGAGCCCCUCUCGUACGUUAUCGUAGAGCAGAUUUUCGUCAAGACUCGUCGGUGGAAUAAACGCGUCGGCUAGUUUAAGAGAAAAUGUUAGCCCAAACAUGACGGUCAAAGGACGAUAAGGAGUAGAUUUCGAUGGACGUUGAUGGUCUUCAUUUUACAUUGGUGCGUAGGACGGUAGAGGGACCCGACGAAGAGACGAAAGAGCUUACGCAACGAGGUCGGACGCGUCUAGGAGUGAAUCUGAGGUUUUAAAAUGACAGAGUGCGUUUACAAAUCGAUAGUUAAACUUAGGCGAGGAUACAUUAGGAGAGUAUUUAGGAACUUAGGGUAACGGGAUGACGAAUCGACGAAUCGGAUUAAUUCUCUUGUCCCUUUCCUUGGUUUCAUGGCAGUGACGGUUUCCUCGGGGAGAGGCAUUUUUUUUACUGAAUGGCGUGUACAGAUUUUCCUGUCGUAUCCGGGAGAGAAUAGUUUAACGCAAGUGCUUGAAAUCCAAAGGUCGAAGAGUUGUUCGCGUACGUGGUCUUCGUUCAUUCUACAUUACGGAUAGGCGAACGACGAUAAUGAGAAAGCCGAUUGAACUAUUUUUUUUUUUAUACAUAUAUAUAUACUUUUGUACUUCGCGGCUAACCCGUUGGGGUGCCUCGAGAUGGUCGAUUUUAAGAUUGAGAUUUAAAAGUCGUGCUUGAACCGCGGAUGCCACGCGUCUUCGGCAUUCUGGACCGUUAGUCUUCGAAGCUCGGUGACACUUCUCUCUAAGAAGAAGUGCGGCACUCGUAGGGUCUAGAUCCGGAGUUAGAUUUAACUCGGUAUCCGACGAAUUUACAUUGUAUCGUAGUCUUAUUUUCUACCUGUAUUUUUUCCUCUUUCUUUUUUCUCUCUCCUCGAUUUAACGUCUUUAUACAUGCGGCUCCGGAAAUUUUUCGUACAAUGGUGGUCCUUGAGAUUUUGUAGCCACGGUUUCAUUGAAUCAUGUCGAGUGCGAAAUAACGCCGUAGGUGUCAUCUCGCAGGUUGAAUAUUGUAGACCACGAGGGAAAUACGGGCUAAGUAUCCUCUGUCCUGAUCUUUUUUUUUUUUGUUUAUGCACCACUGCUAACGAUUAAUCGAGGUGGUCCCUUUGCUAUCGGUCUCGACCGAUAUAUUUUUGACUCCUGUUAAAUUACGUUUUAAACGUCUGCUUGGUCGGACCUGAUGCAAAUCGGAAAUUAUUGGAUUCGGUGUAGUCUCGUAAUGUAGACGAGAUAAUAGCCAGAUUUUAAGUGCAAUAUUACGGGGGAUACAUUGUCAGGCGGAUCACUUUUAUCAUGAUGACUUGAAAAGGUGACUUUCUCGGUUCCCUUCUAGUCUUCGAUCUUUUAAUCUUCUCAUUUCAGUUAGGGUACGAUGAGUUCGGGUCACGGUCGGAAUGUCUAAUUCAUUUAGAGCACGGAUCAGAAUCGAUAAAAAUAGUCUGGCCGCGACCAGGCUGUACGCAAAGAACAACAAAGACAGACAUAAAUCAGCUGAUAACGUGUAAAAACAAUCGACAUUGUACCCAUGUACAAAAGUAUCUAAUACAUAGAUGUUUUCUUUUGUUUUUUUUUUUAGAACUUUUUCCUUAAUCUUCAUUCUCAGGUCUCGUUCAUCUUUGCAAAUUACAUAUUUUUGAGACGUGCCGCUUUUUUUAGUGCUUGCGAGGAAUGAUGCUCACCGCAGACUAUGUGAGUCAUUUCGUCAGCACGGACUACGCGAAUUGAGUUGACUGUUUUUCACCGAGUACCUAGCGCGAGCAGCUACAUCUUUCGCGAAGGAAUUUUACAAAAGAGCUGUGCGAAAUUCUCGCAGUAAAUAAGUUAGGCGAGCUACGCCAUUUCUGACCUUUCACAACGAAUAAGAGUUCAUCCGUCACCUAGUCGGGCAAAGGGUUAAGGUCGGUGGGAGAAUAAGUUGCGCUUUUCUUCGCACAUCCGGUGCCCUCGGACAAUAUAUCACGAUAGUUUCGGGAAUGAACGCGAAACGUCAUUCCGUAGAGCCUCUUGAAUCAUGUCGGAAGGAAUUAGUCGAAACUUGUGUAGAAUCCGCUCAUGAAGUCGUAGUUAAAGUGCAGACCCGUCGUAUGUCCGCUACUUGAACCUUCCAAGAGCUGCGGCUUCCUCACUUUUCCAACCCCUCUAUAUCUUCGUGUCUUCAACUUGAAAUCUACGUGGACAAUCGGUUUUACGCAAUCCGUUGUUUCCUCCGGCACAGUAUUUAUAGGAUGCUGUACACGCUUCGUCUCUACGAACGGGAGCGACUCUUAGUACUCGUAACUCGGGGGACGUUCGGUCUACGGACAGAAGUCGUUAGGGCACGACCAUUCCCACCUUAAAAGAUACCUACCAACUAAAGUAUUCCACCCGAAUCCACCUUACCGAGCUUAGAACCACUCUUGGCACUGUUAGAGGUAGUUUACCCGCGUUGGCACAACGCAAUGACCUCCGGUCGUUCCAUUCGUUCUAUCCGUCGAGUAUUCCGCAUGCCCAGGGAUUAGAAUCCCGAGCGAAAAGUAGCCGUACCUAGAGACAACGGAACAAUAAUGUACUGUCGCAGUUUCAAGAGACCGAGGAGCAAAAGUGCGCCCCGGUAACGAGGGGCGGACGCGCCAACACCCUCGGGGUCGCCGGCUCUCGACGAUGUAUCAUAUAUAAUGGUCGCUGGAACUCUACCUUCCCACCGUUGUUAAUGUUACAUUUAUAUUCAGUCACUUAAAGUUCGAUGGAGCCGAUCGGGGAAACGGAUACCUCGGGCUCGAGCCGCCAAAUUAGAUGAAAGUUGGGAGAGGAAACCAUCGAGAGUCGGUGCCCUCGGGAUUCUCGAGAGCCCGCCUGAGCAAAAUUGCCUUAACGCUUUGAAGAUCAUGGCUUUUACAUUCCAACAGUCGUAUCGAUGUCCCCUCGAGUAUUGCAGCGGGCGUUCUACCAUGUAAACUAAGAAAUCCGGCGAUUUUGCCCGAUUAACGGAACAGAUGGAGAAUAUCGUGGGGAGGACUAUAGGCAGCGAGCUUUCCCUCUGAUUAGUUACCGAUGUGCCUACUGAGCCUGCCAAUAUAAACCCUCGUUUCCAGGAUAUAUAAUACUCAGAAUAUUUCCACUUCUUUCUGCGAAGCAGCUCCGAUAUUAUAUAGUCAACGGGUUCCAUCUUCCUUCUGCGCAUGAGUCGCCGCGCCUCGCCGUACGCCUUAGGCGACACCAUUUUACCUAACCUAGAAAAUCAUAGAGUUAAGUCGAUUCUAUCAUGUAUAUACAAGAAACAAAGGACAAUUAGUUUUAUAACAGCCGUAUAUGAUGUAUCUACUCGAGAGCAGGGCAAGACGUGUACAGUUCGGACGUGACGUGUAUACAUAUGUAUUUAUAAAUAUUGAAGAGAACCCAGAGGGCUCGGGACGAACAUGUGUGGAAAGGACUCGGAACUCGCUCUCUAACCUUUUGUCUGCGGUUGUUUUUGUAACUUCCACCCGCUGACUGUAAAUACAGGAGUAUUGCACGAAUGGACGUCGAAUUGUUUAGGAUUUCGUGUCGUCAGGUGGCAGCCCCUUUGGCGCUGCCUAGAGUCCUCCCUACUGUAUUCUCCAUAUCGCACGUUAGAAAGAAAUCUUAACAACAAUGUAAAGGCGCAAAGCCAAAAACAGGUCCACUGUUUUAGAAGGCCAGGGUGCUCAAAUCGUUAAGCCAAAAGACGAACGACUUAAGUCCCGAAAUUCCCGUCAGCGCGAAAAAUUCGAGCGACUCGGCGCCGAUAGCGAUUAAUCUUUGCAGCGUUCGAGCUUUAGGAAUACGGCAUUCGAUCGCCCGGCACCUCCGGUCCCCAAAUUCUUGGAUUAUUUUUUCUAUGACCCACCAGAGGAUCACGGACCCUCUCCCCAGGGGCCCGAUUCCAAAGAGAAGCGAGUCGGGAUCGGAGGUCCAGGAAUCGAGGGUCGCGAACCGCCAAGACACUUCGCCGUGCUUUUCGAGUGGACGAGAGAGCGUAGACUGUCGCAAACCCAGUGAGAGCCAAGAUUGAUACGAUAAACGGAACAUAUAAAUAUAUAAAUAUAUAUACAUACAUAUGCAUAUAUAUUGUAACAAAGCUCGAGCAGCAAGCGAUCGCUGUAUGCGGCCCGGAAUUGAGAAACCGCCCCACUACCCGGCCGGUCCGUCUCGCGCGAUAAGGACCAGAGUCCCGGGAUAUUGUCACGCGACUCUCGACCUAAUCGCGCGGCGCUCACGGGCCUCGGGACCCGCGACCCUGUAUACAACCGAAUUUGAAGCGCCGCGGAUGGGAGGGUAUAUAUUAUCAACGCAAUACAGUUGAAAUUAGACAUAUAACGAGCCUGAAAUACAAGACUGAUUAGCUAA